Molecule: messenger RNA, 294 nt
Organism: Rotaria socialis
Lineage: Eukaryota; Metazoa; Rotifera; Eurotatoria; Philodinida; Philodinidae
Source: the annotation of a GenBank genome assembly
AUGAACAGUUAUUUUACAGAUUUUGAGUCAACAACGAAAUUUGAUUGGAUUGCACGAAUUCGAGUUCUACUGCAAAAUUCCAAUGGUGAAGCAAUUAGUUUCGAUAAACUUAAAAAAGAAUUAAGUGGACAAAAAUUCAAUUCUAGAUCAAAACCUGAAUCAGAUAAAUCAACAAAAGAACUAACAAUUGAAUUGGAAAACAAAUUAGCUAAAGCACCAUUUAUUACACGACUCGGCAACGAUAUUUACUAUCUUUAUUAUUUUAAAAAUGAAAAGAUUAAUUCCUAUCGAUAA